Molecule: messenger RNA, 624 nt
Organism: Cylindrotheca closterium
Lineage: Eukaryota; Bacillariophyta; Bacillariophyceae; Bacillariales; Bacillariaceae
Source: the annotation of a GenBank genome assembly
AUGGGUCUGCAGAAUCUUGGAGACGAAGAAAUUGUUCGUCUGUGCUACUUUUUCUGCAAAAUAAAUGAUGAUCUUGUAUCCUUUCGACACCUUUCCGAAAUCGGUGUGACCCUAGCGGUUACCUGCAAAGGCCAAGCCAUUCAAUACAGUGCAGUGGAAGGCAGUGACGACGAGGAGCAAUUGUCCAAAAUAACGAUAUCUAUGGUGGUCCAGAGCAUGAAAUCAACAUUGACAGCAGCCGAUUGCAGUGAUCGACGCAAGCUGCUUGGAUAUGGCCUACUCUGGUUGCUCGCAGAUGCUUUUGGAUUGCCGGAUAUUUUUGAAGAAAUGUUACACCCCAACUCGGAAAUGUUUGGCUUUUCUGGCAAGGAAAGUAUCAUUGAAUCCAAACGAUUUUUGCUGGGAGCAGAAGAAAGGGGGUCUCCAAACUACAAGAUUGAUGCGAUACACCAGAUUGAUUGUCCCAACCGUGCGGUUGUUGCCAACUUUCAAUGUUUGCUUCCUGGGAAAGAAGGCUUUGGUACAGAUGUUCCCAAGUUUGAUGAGAAUUGGAAGGUGAUCAAAGUGGAAGCAAUUCGGCACGGAAUACCAUUCAGCUGGCAGGAUGAUGUCAAGGACGAAUGA